Molecule: messenger RNA, 774 nt
Organism: Diutina rugosa
Lineage: Eukaryota; Fungi; Ascomycota; Pichiomycetes; Serinales; Debaryomycetaceae
Exons: 1
Coding region: 1-774 (257 amino acids)
Source: RefSeq, a predicted model, not a curated record
AUGUCUCCACACAGCAUCAAUCCCGAGCAAAACGGAAUUGACUCUGAUGACCUGGGUGUGCCCCAUGAUAUAAUUGAAGACUUCGACGAGUUGAAUUUGGAAAAUUCUGACAUGGAUGACGACAUACACGAUUUUGUCACUCGGUUACCUCAAUUCCAAGCUGCCUUAGACAGACUUACCAAUGAUGACGACCGUCAACUCUUCACCGAUAUAAUUGCAGACCUCGACGAGUUGCGUUUGGAUAGGGCAGCUGCAAAUGAUGGCGUACUCGGUAAAUGUAUCACGAUCAGCGACUUUAUCGAGCAAGAGGAAACUUCAGACGGACUCCCCGGACACGACGCUGCCGAAUUGAACAGAUUGAGCCAAGAAUUGCAGAGACUCGAUGAGGACUACGAACAGGAAUUGCAAAUUAUUGAUGCUCAGGUUGACAAAACAUUAAUUACAUCAAACUUUGAAGAGUAUGGACGACUUUGCCUCGAAGCCAACAAUCAGCGUAGACAGUUGCGUCUCUCUAUCAAUGAGAGAGUUGAUGACCUUCUUAAUGGGCUGGAGGGGGUUCUGCAGGAGGUUAUCGAUGAUGUCAAAGAAGCUAUGCUCGAAACGACUAGGGCAGGGGAUUCCUACGAAGGGGAUAUUAUCCGGGACCUUCAAAGAACCUUUGCCGGCUACGUCGGUGCCCUGCCAGGCGUUAUUCGGGAAGCGGUGAUGUUUUAUUGUGAGUGCAUGGCUGGUGUCGAACCUCGUGGCACUUCGUCAUCGCCUAUCGAGUUGUAG